Exophiala bonariae is the source of this 432-nucleotide messenger RNA. RefSeq lists its product as uncharacterized. The transcript has a single exon. The record is from RefSeq and is a predicted model, not a curated record. Lineage: Eukaryota; Fungi; Ascomycota; Eurotiomycetes; Chaetothyriales; Herpotrichiellaceae. The coding region runs from base 1 to 432 and encodes 143 amino acids.
AUGGACCUUAUUACCGAUGUCUCAAAGAUCCAGGCGUGCCACUUGCACAUGGAACCACUUGCGAGCGAACUUGCCUUGGACAAUCUGACCUCACCCAUCACUGAGCUUCGAGUAGCCUACUUCCCCACUACCAUCACGGACACAGAGCAGGCCAUAUUUGAGGACAGUAUUGCAAAAUUCUUCUCACGCAUUCAACUGCAUGCUAUGGAAAUGGUAGGAUAUUCUGUCGGGUGGCCUCUGGAGCCAUUAUCAGUUGAUGGCAGCCCUCAGGAAGGAAAAGCCCAUGUUACAUGCGUUGGGUGGCAAUCAAUCGAAGCUCAUGAGGCGAUCUUGAAGUCACAAGUUUUCAAAGAUAAUGAACACCUGAUUAUUAACCCCACCGGGGCUAUUCAUACCGAGAUCGUGCACUUUACGGGUGUUAGGUUCAAGUGA